Messenger RNA from Meloidogyne enterolobii, 2284 nucleotides. The record is from the annotation of a GenBank genome assembly. Lineage: Eukaryota; Metazoa; Nematoda; Chromadorea; Rhabditida; Meloidogynidae.
UUCAGAUUGAGAUAAAAAUGAUUCAAAUCAGUUAAGAGUUUACAAAAGUUGGAGUUCACCCUUGGACUCGGGUUACGGUAGAAAAAUGGCUCAGGACCUGUGAGACUCAACCGGUCGAGACUCAAUCGUCUUUUCUUGUGUUACGACGAUUGGUCAGCGAGACAAUUGGCCGGGAGACAAUUGGACAUUGGGAAAUUAGACAGUUAAUGUGUCGUAACAAAUGUUAACAAUAGGAUCGUCAUUUAGUGAUUUACACGAAAAUGUUUAUGAUGCCACAUGUAGUAAAAACAUUUGUUGUGCAGUACAAAAUGAGGAAAACGAAACAAUUUUUCGAUUGUGCUCUUUGGACACAUCAAUUCCAGAUUUAAUUUUUCGUUCUCGGAGACGAAAUCAAAUUCGUUCCAUUUGUUUUUCAUCUGAUUUUAAUGCAGCUAUUGUUCAACAGGAUGAUGCCAUAUUGGAUUUUUUAAUUUUGACCAAUGGCAAUGUCUCUGCCGAAUUUCAACAACCACCCAAAUUCUUUAAAGAUGCCUCAUUUAUUAUUGGCUUUAAUUGGUUAGCAGAUAGGCAAUUAGCAAUAAUAACAUAUGCUGGUGUUGAAUUUUGUUCAUUAAAUGUACAUAGAAAGUCUUUGAAAUUACUCAAAAGUUUUGCCCAUUCAACUAGCUGGUUUAUUUGUUUUCCUGAUUCUAAACUAUUUUUAUUCGCUUGUGGUGCUGCCACCAAUUUUUUGCAUUUAAUUAGUUUCCAAAAUAAUACAAUUUCAAAUAUUGGAUCAAUUAAUGUUGAUUUUGGGUAUUCGGCGUUUAAACCAAGACUUUUGGAGAGAGAUGUUUGCAUUUCAUCCAUUUAUGGACAUAUUUGUAUUUUAAUAUUAAAAUUCGAUUCUUCUAAUGGAUUUGCUACAGGUCUAAAUAUUUUUGAAUUUCCUGAUGAAAAACAACCUUUCUCAUCUUUACCAAUAUUUAAAUAUUUAAUUAAAUUUGAAUUAUUUGGAUUAGUUGGUGUUCAAAUUGUUGACAAUCUGAUUCUAAUUCAUCAUAAGAAUGUUCACAAAACUUUAAUUUUUGAUAUUAAAAUGAACACUAAUCAAUUUAUUUAUUGCUCUUCUUUACAAAUUAAUGAAAAUCUUGUCAAAUGUUUAAAAGAACGAAAGGACAAAAUUGAGAAUAUUUCUAACGAAAAUAAUUCUAUUAAUUCAUUUUUGUAUAAUUCUGCUUGGAAAAUGAUUCAAAAUAAAGGUUUUAUAAUUGAUAUGCAAUUUGGAAUUUUUACUCAAAUUAAAUUAAAUUUGAAUAAGGCGGAAAAUAUUAUCCAAUUUUUGAUUAAUAGAAGCAAUUCUGAAUCUGUUUUACUCGAUUUAUUAAAACGUAUAAUUCUCAAAAAAGAAAUUAAUUUUGGCAAAGUUACUCAAAUUAUAAGAAAAAUUCUUUAUAAUCCAGAAAUAAAUAAUGAAAACAACAGUUCUCCACAGAAAGGAAAAUCUUCUUUAAUAUUUAAUUAUACUCCAAAUUUGGUUAGUCACAAUAGUAUUUUACGUUGUAUUUUUGAGCCACUUUAUCAACAUCCAGAAGUAGAUAAAAAAUAUUUGGCUAAUUUAAUGAUUGAUUUCUUUUUAAUUUUAAAACAACGAAAAAUACAAAUUCAAAAUCAUUAUUUACCUGAAUUAUUACUUAAAAUUGUGGCUGAUGCUAAAAUGUGGACUUGUUUACAACAAUUACUUCAAUAUAGAGUUAUUGAUGAUUCGAAAUUUUUGGCUUUUGAACUUAUUUCUUUAUCCGAUGAAUGCCCAUCACUUUAUCAAAUAGCUUUGGAUAUGUUUAAUCGUCGUGGUAAUACUGACCAAAUUUCUGAAGCACUUCUUUGUCGAGGCCAUGUUAUUGAUGCUCUUCGUUUUACAACAGCAAAUGGAGGAGGAGGAUUUAAAGAAGGUGGAACAACAAUAUGCAAUGAAGGAAGUGGAAGUCAACGAUUAGAUAAAAUUUGUCUUAAAUUAUUAAAUUCUGCAUGGAUUUGUCCAAAUGAUCGUCCUCUUCGUUAUACUAUUUAUUCUUAUUUACAAACUAAUGGAAAACUUAAAUCUUUGGCUGAAUCUGAUGAUGCAGAUUUUGAACGUUUUUCACGUGAUUUCCACUCAUUGUAUAGUUCUGAAGAAUUAAAAGAAGCAGAAACAAGUUUCCGACUUGCUCGACUUUCUUCAAUACGUGGACGGAAUCGACGGGAUUCACAACGAGAAGAAUCUUUUUGUUCAGCCAAUAGUGGAGAUGCUGACAUUUUGGAAUAA